Messenger RNA from Ogataea haglerorum, 2343 nucleotides. RefSeq lists its product as uncharacterized. The transcript has a single exon. The coding region runs from base 1 to 2343 and encodes 780 amino acids. The record is from RefSeq and is a predicted model, not a curated record. Gene Ontology annotation, biological process: fungal-type cell wall biogenesis; transmembrane transport. NCBI's taxonomy places the organism in Eukaryota, Fungi, Ascomycota, Pichiomycetes, Pichiales, Pichiaceae.
AUGGAAAACUCUCAAAUAGAGCCAACUUAUUUCAAUGUGGUUUUCAAAGCAGAUGAUAAUGGAGGAUCUGUGAAGUACGAUAUAUCCUUGACUUCUGAAAUAUCAGGUCAUGUCAAUGCCAAGGUUCUAGUGUAUGCGUAUGGUAUCAAGGUUACAGAAAGAAACGUCGAUUUUUGCUCCAUUGGAUGGAAACAAUUCUGCCCCAUGUAUCCCGGUUCAUUGGAAGUUGAUUCUAUUCAAUAUCUUUCCCGUCAUUUCACUAAUAUGGUUCCGGGAAUAGCCUACACAUUUCCUGACAUCGACGCACUUGUUAGGGUGCUCAUUGUCGACGGUAAUGAUACCCAAGUUGGAUGUAUCCAAGCUAGCUUUUCAAAUAAGAAGACUGUCGCUCACGUUGGUGCCAAAUGGGCUACCGCUAUUAUAUCCGGAAUCGGCCUCCUUGUCUCAGCAGUUCUAUCAGUUUUUGGAAACUCUGCUUCUGCUUCCAUUAUUUCUGCAAAUGCUGUGUCUUUGUUCUCAUUCUUUCAGAGCACAGUCAUUCUUUGCAUGUUGCACGUGCAAGAAGUUCCUCCAAUUGUCAGUGCGUGGGCAGAAAAUAUCGCAUGGUCGAUGGGCUUGAUCAGAGUUACCUUUAUGCAGCAAAUAUUCAGAUGGUACGUUCAAGCAACCGGCGGAACUCCUACGCAAUACUUAACCUCCUCUUCAAUAUCGGUUCUCGUCCAGAGAUCCCUGAACGAAAGUAAGAAGCUUGCAACUAAAAUCAUUCCGUUUUAUUCGCUUGUGUCUUAUUUCAUGCCUUCAUUGGCACCAAGCCCUACGGACUAUUACCAAGACUUGGAAGCGAGGUCAAACGACCUGUACAAUUUGCAAGGUGAUCAGUAUCUCAAAAUAUUGAGAGGCGUGGAAAGAGUUGGUUACAAGGCAAACAUUGAGCCCACUUCCAUCGUUUGCACGGGAUUUACAUUUUUUGUUUUAUUCCUAUAUGUCUUGGUUGGAUUGUUUAUGAUUGCGAAAACAACAAUGUCUUUUGGAAGGAAAAGAGGCUGGUCCAGAACGAUUGAUUUGAGCAGAAACUGGAAGGUUAUUCUGAAGGGUAUUUUGCAAAGAUAUAUUUAUAUCGGAUUUCCCCAACUUGUCAUUUUAUCUCUAUGGGAGUUCACUGUUGUCGACUCACCUGCAGUGGUCGUCCUUGCGGUCAUGUUCUUGCUUUUGUGCUUGAUAAUCAUGGGGUGGGUCUCCUAUAGAACAUUGAUGUUUGGAGCUGUUUCUGUUGAAACUCACAAUAACGCGGCUGCCAUUCUCUAUGGAAAUCCGGAUGUCCUCAACAGGUAUGGAUUCUUCUAUACAAUGUUCGACGCGAAGAAAUUCUACUGGGGAGCUGUGUUUUUGGCUUAUCUUUUUGUGAAAGCAUUAUUUGUUGCUCUCGCUCAGAAGUCUGGUAAAACACAAGCACUCGUUGUGUUUUUGUUAGAUUUGGGCUAUACCAUUGCUUUGAUCAAAAUGAGACCAUUUUUAGACAAAGCCACCAACAUCGUCAAUUUUCUGAUGAGUGUUGUUAACACCAUCAACUCGUUCUUUUUCUUAUUUUUCUCAGAGUUGUUUGGUCAACCAAGUGCCGUUGGAUCAAUCAUGGGAUUGGUUUUCUUUGUGCUGAACGCAGUGUUCUCAUUUUUGCUCUUGAUUCUGAUUAUCGCCUACUCGUGUAUCGCGAUCUUUUCCAAAAAUCCAGAUGCUCGGUUUUCGCCAGCCAAAGAUGACAGGACAUCUUUCCAAAAGAAGCAGAUGGGUGAUGAUGUUCCUGAUGGUGCGCAAGAGCUGUUUGAGCUCGGACAGGUUGCUAAAGAUCAUCAAGAGAAUUGGGCAAAUGAAAUGUACAAGCUAAAGGCCAUGGUGGAUUCCUCCGACAUGGGUCAAUCCUCUGACAAGAAGUCUCAGAGUGAUCCAGACAAACCAUUGGAACUCACACAGGAAGAAGAAGCUUCCUUUGGCGCUAAACUUAUGCACAAGCUCACCGGUGGAAAGUCCUUCCUUCGUCGUAACAAAUCUCAGAAAACUGGCGAUCAAAAUACGGAAGUGCCAGAUGCUCUUGACCAUCCAUUACCAAAAUCCGUUAUGGAUCAACAAAUUGCUACACAUGCUAGAUCAGAAUCAAACACUCCAAUGAUGCAGUCGGGAACCGAAGGCUUCCAAACUCCCCUUUCAACAUUCAUGCACGAUGAGAGUUUGAAAAGUAUGUCAGACAUCGGUUCUGAUUCCGGUAAUCAUGCUUUGACUCAACCGUUUGAUUCUACCGAAAACUAUGUUGAUCGAAACCGAAAGAGUUCUAAAUACUCAUACUUAUGA